AAAACAUGACAUGAUAUGAUAUUGCCACGUCAGCUUACCGACUCUCCCGACCAGAAGACUCCACAGAAACUCACCUCAAAGAUUUCAGAAAAGCUAUUUAUAACAACAAAACACAUUUAACCCUAUUUGUUUUGUUCUAUCCUUCUCUGGGUCAUCAUUGUCGGACGACGCCGACCACCGUUUUUCCGCCGUUCACCACCGUGGGUUCAGUCCCCUCUCUCACUCUCCCACUUCGACCUCCAACACAAGUUACAUAACACCUGUCUCAGGGUCCACUGCCUUCAACUUCAACAGUCAAGAGGGCAGAACUCUCAGGAUGACAAUCAAAGAAGAACCUAAGACAUUAGAGUUCAAAUGGGGGAUAAAGCGUGGAAAAGGAGGCAAAAAGAGAGACAUACAGUUCUACGAAUCAUUCACCUUGAAUGGUGUUGAUUACUCACUCUUUGAUACUGUUUAUCUUAAAAGUGGAGCGCAACCUGAACCACAUAUUGGAAAAAUCAUCAAGAUAUGGGGAACUCCUAGUGACAAGACUAGGAAAAUUAAGAUUCAGCGGUUCAUUCGUCCGUGUGAGAUCUCAAAGCUUUUGACCGGGAUUAAGAUUUAUUAUAAUGAAUUAUUCUUGUCUUGUGGUGAUUGCACUGGACUUGCCCUUAUCAAUCCUCUGGAAUCUAUUACUGGGAAAUGCAAUGUUGUUUGCAUUUCUAAGGAUUCUAGGAAUCCACAGCCAUCAGAUGAAGCAUUUCGGAAAGCUGGCUUUGUGUUCUAUCGAUACUUUGAUGUUGGGCAGUGUAAAAUAGUGGAGGAAGUAGAUGACAAGAUUGCUGGAGUGGAAGUUAAAAACUUUUUUAACAAAACGGCAUAGUCAAAAGCCUGCUGCUGCUGCUGCUGUAAAACAUUGUUUAUACGAGAAAGGAGUUGGUGGGGAAUGCCUUGAAAAGUAGUGAAGUCUCUUUUCCAAGUAAUAAAAAUAGUCAUCUGUAGUUAAGUGUUAGCUGGCAAAUAUGUUGAUACAUUAGUUACAGAAAGGGGAUGUUAAAUUUACUUUGAAUUAUAAAAUCCUAUGGAUGAAAAUCAUUCUUAGAAGAAUUGUUUUUGGUGGUUCAGUUUUUUUUGGUGAUGUAGAAGAAUUUUUUUGGAUGAGUAUAGAAGUUUGUUGUUUCUGAUGUUUAAUAAAGAAAUUCGGUGCCUUUGAAUUAA
Molecule: messenger RNA, 1197 nt
Organism: Lathyrus oleraceus (garden pea)
Lineage: Eukaryota; Viridiplantae; Streptophyta; Magnoliopsida; Fabales; Fabaceae
Product: protein ANTI-SILENCING 1
Exons: 5
Coding region: 317-862 (181 amino acids)
Molecular function (GO): RNA binding; chromatin binding
Source: RefSeq, a predicted model, not a curated record